Messenger RNA from Antechinus flavipes (yellow-footed antechinus), 601 nucleotides. Its product is annotated as cytochrome b-c1 complex subunit 10. Lineage: Eukaryota; Metazoa; Chordata; Mammalia; Dasyuromorphia; Dasyuridae. Gene Ontology annotation, cellular component: mitochondrial inner membrane. The record is from RefSeq and is a predicted model, not a curated record. The transcript is spliced from 3 exons. Gene Ontology annotation, biological process: mitochondrial electron transport, ubiquinol to cytochrome c. The coding region runs from base 127 to 297 and encodes 56 amino acids.
CGGCGGUGGGGUCCUGGUUGGCGCCUGCGCAGUGCGUUCUGUCGCUGAGGACCGGGGUGACCCUGAGGCGGACCUAGUGACAGGCUUUCCAGCGGACCGUGGCGGUGCUGAGACGACCGGGCCGCGAUGCUGAACAAACUCCUGGGGCCGCGCUACAAGGAGCUAAUCAAGUACUGGCUUCCCACAGCAGGUACAUGGGGUGCUGUUGGUGCUGUGGGGCUAGUUUGGGCCACUGACUGGCGUCUGAUUUUGGAUUGGGUGCCAUACAUUAAUGGCAAAUUUAAGAAGGACAAUUAAGCUAUCUUUUCAAUCUUAAUGGUCUAGGAAUGGAGGACUUUUGGGGGACUGCUCUUCUUGGGGAUCCUGAUUGGACACAAAUGUGAAAUGCUCAGGGUAGACUCCAAGGACCUCGAUGUCUCUCACCAACACCUUUGAUGUAUCACUCUUAUAGGGAUAAUUAAACCUCCCUCUAAAACAUGCUGACUUCUUAGGUGUUGAGCACAGGAAUAACUAUCACAACAGAUUGCAUUAUGCCAGAUUUCACAAUGACAAUAUGGAAUUAAAAACAAAAAACAAAUGGCAAGGCCAAGUUUGAAACCUU